CGCUGAUAAGCGGCGUGCCGUUGGCAGCUAGAGAGAGGUUGACUAUGAGGAAGAGUGGCAGACUGUAACUGAUUCUAUGGUGGAGGUGGUGGCCCGUGUCACUCGCAGGUGUUGGCGUUCUUGUAUAGUGUGUGAGUGUGAGUGUGGUACCGCGGCCAACUGGCAUACUGUGUCACGUUAUGGACUUGACACACUGCUCGGGAGGAGGUGACUACCUACAGCAGAAAUGGAACACGAAUCAACCAGCAGGAUAAACACGAAAGUGGACAUUUAGAGGCUGAAAGUGGACAUUUAGAGGUGGAAACUGGACAUUUAGAGGUGGGAAGUGGACAUUUAGAGGCGGAAAGUGGACAUUUAGAGGCGGAAAGUGGCGAUUUAGAGGCGGAAAGUGGACAUUUAGAGGCGGUAAGUGGCGAUUUAGAGGUGGAAAGUGGACAUUUAGAGGCGGUAAGUGGCGAUUUAGAGGCGGAAAGUGGAUAUUUAGAGGCGGAAAGUGGACAUUUAGAGGCGGAAACUGGACAUUUAGAGGCGGAAAGUGACCAUUUACAAGCGGAAAGUGGACAUUAAGAAGCGGGAAGUGACCAUUUAGAGGCGAGAAGUGUGUAUUUAGAAGUACCAAGAAUGCAUAAUCCCCAACACAGAAAAAUGGAAGACGCGGGAAGACAUACAUAACGACCCGAGUAAUUUAAUACAACGCGGACCAAGGAAUCGCCUCAGAAGCCAUUGUUUCAGUAACUGAGACCUCAAGUCUAAGUGUCGCGCUUCAAGAUACAUACAUUAACACUUAUCUUGUGUAAUUAAUAAGUGGAAUGGAACUGAUGGAAAUGUAGCAAUACUGAAGACAUUCUGGAAACCAUCACUGACCAUAAUGGAGGCGGGGGAGGGAGGGACGCGGAGGGUGGAGGUCAACAGGCCGCCCCAACUGGUCAACACGGCGCCCAUCACACACUUCCCAGACAACUCCAUAACUACCUCUAAGUACACGCUGGUGACCUUCCUGCCCAAGAACCUGUUUGAACAGUUCCGGAGAUUGGCCAACUUCUACUUCCUAUGUCUGGCCAUCAUUCACCUAACCAUCGACAGUCCCGUGUCACCGAUGACGAGCAUCCUGCCGCUGGUGUUCGUGGUGGCGGUGACGGCGGUGAAGCAGGGCUACGAGGACUGGCUCCGUCACCGAGAGGACAACAAGGUCAACAACGCCGCCUCCAGAGUCCUGCGGGACGGUGUCGUUACGGAGGUGCGCCGGCGGGACAUCAUUGUGGGGGACGUGGUGGAGGUGGCGGACGAGGAGGAGUUCCCCUGCGACCUCGUCCUCCUGGCCUCCCACCACCCGGAGGCCACCUGCGACGUCAUCACCGCCAACCUCGACGGAGAGACCAACCUCAAGACGUUCCUGUGUCCGACCCUGACCUCUGACCUUCAUUCCCCUCGCGACCUUUGGCACCUGAGUGCCACCAUUGUGUGCCAGCUGCCGCACCCGAACCUGUACGACUUCAAGGGUCGGCUGGAGGUGUACCGGGGGGUCUCCCUGGCCGACACGGCCUCCCAGGCCGACACGGCCUCCCUGGCCACGGAGAACCUCCUCCCCAGGGGCGCCAGACUCAAGAACACCUCCACCGUCUAUGGUGUGGCGGUGUACACUGGAAUGGAGACCAAGAUGGCCCUAAACUCAAAGAGAGCCAGCAACAAGUUCUCCACAGUAGAAAAGUCGAUGAACUAUUUCCUGGCGUUCUUCCUGUUGGUGCUGGCGCUGGAGGUGGCGGCGUGCACCGCCCUCAAGUACCACCUCUACGACCACGAUGUCAUGAGUACGAUGUGGUACGUGGGACAGACCAACAACGGAACAGUGACUUUUGAUGAUGUGUACCAAGACAUCUUCUCCUUUCUCAUCAUCUUCAGCUACAUCAUUCCCAUCUCCCUCUACGUCACGCUGGAGAUGCAGAAGUUUCUUGGGACGAUGUUCCUGCGGUGGGACGAGGACGUGGCCCUCGGCGGCGGCGGCGACGACGACGGGGCGCGUGUCAACACCUCCGACCUAAAUGAGGAGCUGGGACAGGUGAAGUACCUCUUCACCGACAAGACGGGAACGCUGACGGAGAACAUCAUGCACUUCCGACAGUGUUCUGUAGAGGGCGUCAGGUACACUGAAGCAGAGGGAGGUCUCCAUCUUCUGCGGGAGGAGACGUUUGCUUCAAAGCCCCUCGGGCACCUUCCGGAGGCGGUGGUGAGGUUCCUGGUGACCCUGGCACUGUGUCACACGGUGCAGGCAGUCUCUCCACGCCCAACACCCGAAGACCCAACACCCGAAGACCCAACACCCGAAGACCCAACACCCGAAGAGCCAACACACGAAGAAGGGGCAGGGAUGCAGGAACUGAUCCCAGAGUACCACGCCUCAAGCCCGGACGAGAAGGCUAUUGUUGAAGCCUGCGCCAGGUGCGGCGUUGUGUUUGCAGGGAUGAAGGGGAGUCAAGCGAGCGUCCGUGUCCGGGGCCGCCUCUGGUCAUACACGCGCCUGCAGGUCCUCCACUUUGACCCAGACCGGAAGUGCAUGUCGGUGGUGGUGCGAGAGGAGGCGUCGGGCAAGAUCUGGCUGCUGACGAAGGGAGCCGAGAGCAGCGUAUUGAAGCGAUGUUGCAUCAACACUCCGGAGCUGGAGCGCCUCCACUACACCACCCUCUCCCACAUCAACGACUACGCCAUGCGAGGCCUGAGGACGCUGGCGGUGGGUCGGAGAGAACUCUCUUACAAGCAGUACAGGAUCUUGGCGGACCAGUUGGAGAACGCUCGCCAGGUGGUGGAGGACCGGGAGGCGGCGGUGAAGGAGGUGAUGGAGAACAUGGAGACUGAGCUGAGGCUGCUGGGAGCCACCGCGGUGGAGGACCUUCUACAGGAAGGUGUUCAGGAGACUCUGGAGUCUCUCAGAGCGGCGGGCAUUAAGGUGUGGGUGUUGACGGGGGACAAGGUGGAGACGGCUGUCAACAUCGCCUACUCCUGCGGUCACUUCAAGCGGUUCAUGACUGUCCUCUCCUUGACCGGCCUCCGGGACCUUGACCACGCCGUCGCCUCCCUGCGACAGUGCCAAGAAGCCUCGAGGGCGGAGGGCUCGUUCGGGCUGGUGGUGGACGGCGUGUCCCUGCUCUGGCUGCUCGACCACUUGAGGGACGACUUCUACACGCUCUGCCGCAGGUGUUGGGCCGUUGUCUGCUGCAGGAUGUCUCCCAGGCAAAAAGCUGAGACGGUGCGGCUGGUGAAGACCUCGAGCGAGAGACCCGUCUGCGCCGCCGUCGGGGACGGCGCCAACGACGUCCCCAUGAUCAAAGAAGCCAACGUCGGUCUAGGUAUCAUGGGCAAGGAAGGUCGACAGGCAGUGAGGUGCGCGGACUUCGGCAUAUCAAGAUUCCGGUUCCUACAGAAGGUGCUCUUCGUCCACGGUCACUGGAACUACGUUCGUGUCACUGUUUUCGUCCAGUUCUCCUUUUAUAAGAACGUGGCUUUCAACACACCCAUAGUGUUCUACACUGCAUGGAGCGCUCUCUCCACGCAGUGUGUUUACGAGAGUUUGGUGCUGACCAUGUUCAACAUCACCUUCACCACUCUACCGGUCCUGGUGUUCGGCCUCUUCGAGCAGAACCUUCCCUCGCACCUCCUCCUGUCACGGCCGCAUCUCUACCAACGCAACGCGGACAACGUCGGCAUGUCCUGGCGCCUGUUCUUCAAAUGGAACCUCUUUGCGCUGUGGCACGCCCUCGUGAUGUACCUGGGGUUGAUGCUGGUCUGCUUCGACGACACGUGCGGGCUGCCCGACGGCCAGACUCCGGACCUCUACCUCUUCGGACUAGCGCUGGGCACACUGUGUGUCUUCGUCACUAACUUGAAGAUAGCACUGGAGAGCCACUACUGUACCAUAGUCUUCGUGGGGUCGCUGCUCAUUACAUUCCUGGGCUACUCAGCCACCUACAUUAUAUACAGCGGUCUGCCUGUAGAACCGUUCACCACGUACGGCAUCUUCUGGGUAUACUACAGGAUGCUGGAGAGCGCCUCCCUCAACCUGGCCUGUGUGGUGCUGGGCCUCCUGGCACUCCUGCCGGACGCGCUCUCUAAGGUCUACGACCACACACUCGACAGAGAAAGGCGGGUGUUGAAGAGAGGAAGACUGAUAAAACAAGACGCCCCAAAUCCUUCAGCAACAAAAAACAUCGCAACUUUUUGGUUUAACAAGACGUGUAAAAAUCAAGUCACAAAAUUCUAAGAUAAAAAACCAAGAGAGUUAAGUGUAUUUAUCCAUACAACUUAACUGUGGGUGGAUUUCCCCACAGUUAGGGGUAUAUCUCAACAGUUUAACUGUGUAGGGGACAUACCCACUGUGGGGGAUAUAACCACAGUUUAACUGAAGCCACUUAGAAGAGUGGUUAUCACCCUCACCUCACAAGCGAAUGGCCUGAGGACGAUGAGUCACAAUAACGUGGCUAAAGUACAAUCAAUUGACUUGAGAAUGGUCCAGGACGGACCGAAACGCCGUCGUCCCUUCACCUUCUAGUGUGCGUGGUCUGGUCAACAGAAUGGCCUGAGGUUUGAACCCUGUAUUGGUUGAAACAACCUGCAAAUCUUUCCGUCAGUUCCCAACAGUAACUGGGGACCUGGGUGUAUAUCGAUAUGCGAUUGUGUUCCGAGAACAAAGUUUAUAAUGAGAUGUGACAGAGACAGCUCAUAGCCUGUUGAAAAAAGUAACAAGUUCGCAGCUUCAGGUCAAUCUGUGAGCCAUCCAGGACUAGUGCAGCAAAAGUGCAUAAGUGCAAUAUGUGUUAUCUGGGAGAACUGAUAGCGGUGCAAACUGUGUAACUUUGUCCAGAUGUAACACUAUUAAUGGAAUUAAUAAAUCUGUUUAACGUUAA
Molecule: messenger RNA, 4895 nt
Organism: Procambarus clarkii (red swamp crayfish)
Lineage: Eukaryota; Metazoa; Arthropoda; Malacostraca; Decapoda; Cambaridae
Product: phospholipid-transporting ATPase IF
Biological process (GO): phospholipid translocation
Cellular component (GO): endoplasmic reticulum; plasma membrane
Molecular function (GO): ATP hydrolysis activity; ATP binding; magnesium ion binding
Source: RefSeq, a predicted model, not a curated record